This is a messenger RNA of Aplosporella prunicola CBS 121167, 970 nucleotides long. Lineage: Eukaryota; Fungi; Ascomycota; Dothideomycetes; Botryosphaeriales; Aplosporellaceae. The record is from the annotation of a RefSeq genome assembly.
CAGUAUCGGCUCUCUGUCAUACAUACAUACAUACACUUCUUUACUUGCUCUCCGCCUGAAGGCGCUACAAAACCACGACCACGAUCACGGUCACGAACAAGACAAGACAAGACACCACAACCCAGCCAUGAACACCAAUCCAGACCCCUCAUCCGCAUCAAACCCCGCCCCCGACACCCUCAUGUACCUCACAUACACAUACGCGCACACCCACACACAAAUUUACACGCACAUGCAAGAAUACAGCACCACCAGCACCACCCUCGCAUUCACCCUCUCCCGCGACUUACUCUACGUGCUGCUAGCGCUAGGUGUCUUCUUCGCCGUCAUAGAAAUGCUGUGCGCGCUUGUUGAGGGCGUUGUUGGGGGUGGCAGCGACGAGAGGAGCAACGGCGAUGGGGGCAGCGGUGGUGGGGGCAACGACGACGGGGAUAGCGGCUAUGGGGGCGAUGAUGAUGAUGGGGGUGACGAUUGGGGUAACGAUGGUGGCAGCGAGACGGCAGAUGCGUGCUUUGCGCAGGUUUGUGAGGAGUGUGCGUGUGCGUGCGGCUAUGCCUACGAUAGCGGCAAUAGCAGCUGCUGCUGCGGCUGCCCCGAAACACCGCUUAUCACGACCUGCGCUCCUGACAUCGUUGCCCGGGGAGCUGAGUUGAGCUGCUAUGCGCCUGACGAGGAGGGGGGUGCGCUUGGUGUGGGGGAGGAGGACGGCGGCGAUGACGACACUGCCGAUGGCAAAGACGACACUGCCGAUGGCAAAGACGACGCUGCCGACGGCAAAGACGACCACGGUGACGAAGAGCAGAGACAAGCUGUGGAGAGGUGCACGUACGAGGGCAAAGGGCUAGGUUCGGGCGUGGGCAUGGGUUUGGGUUUGGGUUCGGGUUUGGGUUUGGAAAGAGCUGCGGUGAUGGUGGGUGUGGUGCUGGUGGGUAUGCAGGGGGGAGAGGGUUGUGUGGGAGAGACGUGGUGA